Messenger RNA from Xyrichtys novacula (pearly razorfish), 6703 nucleotides. The record is from the annotation of a GenBank genome assembly. Lineage: Eukaryota; Metazoa; Chordata; Actinopteri; Labriformes; Labridae.
ACAGGCGCAAUGCGGCUGUCGGGAUGUAAGAAGGAAUGGCGACGGUCGAGACGGUUUGGAGGCCAGAGUUGAGCUGAAUUUGACUAAAGAGGAGCGGAGCACAGGUAGUUUAAACAUUUCAGACCACGAACACACUCAUUAAGAUAUGUAUUAAUCCAGCUGUGUGUUCAAAGUCAGAUGUUGCCGUACUUAUACGGAUAAAUGUCAUAUUUGGAGAAGGAGGCAGUUACAAAGCCUUCUACUGUCAAUAAGCAAGUUAAGAUAUUAAGAAACUUAAAAGAUGAAGAUAUCUAACUGAAGUUCUCGUUUUAUGCAAUAAUAUAAGAGAAUAUUAAUCUCACAAUCUACAUAUUUCUUUUUUAUUUUAUUUUUUUAAGGUUUGGACAUGUGAACUUUUAUAGAUGGAGAUCCCCAAGAUGGAAAGUGAGGUGGCUGUGUCCUCCUCACCCACUUUGGUCUCGUCUUCCUCCACUCAGACUUCCCUCGCCCCGGCCAACCUCGCAGUCAAACACAGGGACAGCAGAAAGACCACACCAAACACCCCCGCCUUCCUCUCUAACCUGGGCAGAGCCACGCUCAGAGGAAUUCGCAAGUGCCCCCAAUGUGGGGUCUACAACGGGACCCGUGGGCUCAGCUGCAAGAACAAGGCCUGCGGGAUAUCCCUCAGAAAUGCCUCCACGGCGGGCAGGAACAGCAAGAAAUGUGCCGUGGAGGUGGUGAAAGUGAUAAUAGACAGCGAGGAGAGAGGGGGGAAAGAAGGUGGCGGAGGAGGGGUCCUCGGUGGCUCAGGUGGAGGUGUGCAGGUGUUCUCGGUGUGUCACAGAGGAAGAGGAGCAACAGCGACACAACUCGGUUUUGUCGAACUUGUUCCCACUGACACUGCGAUAGCAACAGGUGACGGUGCAACCCUGCUGACACGCAUCAACCUGGGUCGCUGUUUCCUUCCGUCUUGCAGACAAGGUCAGAGGUCAAACCAGGGUGAGUCCGAAUCAGCUGUUCCCAAUUCUAAACAGUCCUCAGACAGCCUCUGUAUCCACAUAAAGCAAGCCAUUGAGUGUCAGAGCCGGGCCACCCCGCUGACCCUGAAGAGCUCAGUCCUGGAGGGGCUGCAGGCCUCCAUCCAAGCCAGGGAGGAGCUGUGGAGGCUGGCUACGGAGUCUCCAGGCCCCCUGGUGCAGCGGGUCUCAAAAGACACACUCGUGGUGAAGUGCCACACUGACUCCCAGCAUCCUCUGGGGCUGCUGCAUCUCACUGUGGGUCCAGGUGGGCUCUCGGAGGUUGCGAAGAGUGAGAGGAAGAGCAGAGAGCCGCAGCAGCAUGGGGUGUUUCACUGUGCCUGCCAGGUGAGCAGCGUCAGUAACAGCAGGAAGAGUAAACCUGGUGCUGAUGGAGCCAACCUUCAUCCUGCUCCGAGCUCCAUGCCAUCACAUCCCUGCCUGCAUUUCUACGCCUGUGUGUGCGCCUUCGCAAGUGAUGAGAAGCUGGCGUCAGAGUUUGCUUCUUUCAUCAGCUACACCCCGAGCGGUACAGUCACUAAACAUCUCUUAUUUGAAGGGAUAUUGCGGUGUAAAAUUAAGUUAGGGUCAAACACGCCGUAACACCAAGUAAGACACCCCGUCAAGAGAUGAAUGUUGCUGACCGCUUGCUUCUCUAGUUAUACCAACUUUAUUAACGACCGCACGAUAGCAAUACACAGUCGUCUGAGAAGUCAUAAACAAACCUCAACCAAAAAGCCACUCAAUAGCCACAAAUAAUGCUCAGAACAGCACCUAACUUCAUCAACAGUACAUAUAGGGUCCCAGCCAUAGAACUAGCCACCAAACAUCUUUUUUACUUUACCUAAUUUCUUUAGCAAAGAGACUGAACACAACUCACCUACUCUCCUCCAGCAGCCGCUUGUUUGUACAGAGACCUCGGGCGAUUCCAUCUACUGCAGCGGGGUGAUGCAGCUCAAGGAAGAACAUUUAUGAUCAUUACUUUAUGGAAAUGCAAUCAGACUGAGACGCUAAGGCAGAAGAACUACAGCGUCUGUAGUGCAAGAUGAUUAAUAUGGUGAUUAUGACUUCAAGGAAAUGAUAAAGUCAUGAUCAUAAAUGUUCUUCCUUGAGCUGCGUCACCCCGCUGCAGUCUGUAAUAGACUGGCCUGAGGUCUCACUACAAACAAGCGGCUGCUGGAAGAGAGUAGGUGAGUUGUGUUUAGUCUCUUUGCUAAAGACAUCAGGCAAAGUUAAAAAGAUGUUUGGUGGCUAGUACUGUGGCUGGGACCCUAUAUGUUCUGUUGAUGAAGUUAGGUGCUGUUCUGAGCAUUAUUUGUGGUUAUAGAGUGGCUUUUUGGUUGAGUGUGGCUCUCUGUAUUGCUAUCUGUGGUUGUCACUAAAGUUUGUAUAACUAGAGAAGCAAGCGGUCGGCAACAUUCAUCUCUCGAUGAAAUGUCUAACUCGGUGUUACCGUGUGUUUGACCCUAAAUUAAUUUUACGUCGGAAUAUCCCUUUGAAGGAACUAUCCAAAAAACUUUCACCUGUUGCUACCUAACACCUGGUCUUUGUCUUUCUUACAGGUGUGCAGCAAAACUCUCCAGGCAAAGUAUUUGGUCCCGGUGAGAAACCUCUGCUACAGGCUGAUCCAGCCAACUCUCAUCAUAAACUGAAGAAACUCCGCCUGGACGAGUCUCUCUCAGGUAUUCUCGUAAUAACUCCAUCUGACAGAUUUAUUUCGUAUAUCACUCAUCAGAGCGGGAUGUUUGUCUGAAUCCUCCAUAUGUCCCUCCCUUCUCUUUCUAUCUUUAUCUCUCCCACCCUGUCGUUCUUUAAUUUCCUGCCCCCUCAGUGGCCUCUCCCUCUGGUUUGGGAAAAGAGGGAGUGUCGGCGUGCGGUCUAAAGAAAGCUGGUCAGAGGAAAGGCCCUGGUGCUGGUGGGCUGAAGGCUCCAGGUGCUGUCCCUCUGCCUGCCUGCCUGCCUGCCUCACCGCUGACCCCCCUCGCUCCCUGCCUUUUCAUCUUUCUGCUGCUUAAAUCUGUCUGUCAAAGAGCCUUACAUCGUCUUAGACAUCUGCCUCUAUCUUUAUCAUUCCUCCGUCUAAUCCCGCUGCACUAAUCCUCAUCCACUAUUGAAAAGAACAGAGUGGCGCUGUAGUGGACACACAGAGCAUAUUUUAACAUUUAAUUUGUGGGGCAUUCAAAACUUUUACAGACCUUCUAAUUACAUUUGACAGGAAAAAGCUUUGAAACUUAAAGGUUCAAUGAGUGGUUUGUGGGUGGUCCUCUUUGAAACCAAGGAGAUAAUGAAUGAAUGUAUGUGUGUGUGUGUGUGUGUGUGUGUGUGUGUGUGUGUGUGUGUGUGUGUGUGUUGCAGGGAGCACUCAGGUUGUAGAUGAGCGUACGGUGACUCUGGGCUUCCACCAGUGGCUGGCAGGCGUCACAGAGAGGAUCCACCAGUCAAUGCACUACCAGUAUGAUGGUAAAGCUGGACCUUGUUUUGCACUCUUCUCACAGGAGCUUUAAAGGUGGGGUAGGCAGGAUCUGAGGAAGUGCCAGUUUUUGGGAGAAAUCUUGAAUGUAAACUCUACCCCUCCCAACGUGUUUUCCCCUCAGCUCCUCCUCUCCCCUCCCUCUCUGCUCCAGCAAGCCCCGCCCACAAACAGACGCUCCUGCUCGCUCUCAUCGUUUUAAUUAAAAUCAGAUAUAAUGCAGAUAAAUACUUAAGAUAAUUACAAGUAGGGCCCAGUCAAUGUAAAGGUAUAAAACAUUAGUGCUACUGUGGAUGACAACAGACUACCAGCAAACACAAUGUUUGCAGGACUUUUACAACUAGGAUAAAGUGACAUAGUCCAGGACCCGGGGUAAACAGUUUAGCGGCGCUACAACACGCAGCAGGUCCCGUUUGACAAGAAAUGCUUCUGUUAGAGAGACUUUGCUUACUUUGUGAAAGCCGUUUACCUGUCCAGCAGAAAGGUUACAGGGUCCAUAAGAUCCUGAAGCGUUCACUGAUGGUGACCCGGCUUUUUAGUUCUUGUCCUGGUGGUCUACCUCCUUUUAAAGCGCCUGUUAUUCCACUAGAGUCUCCGGUAUUUACUUUGUUUCCUUGCUUGUGUUGAAAGUCUUGGCUAAAAGAGGAUUCAGACAUUUUCCCGUACUCUCUGGUUGGUUUCUACUGUCCGCGAUUGUAGCACGCCAACUUUGUUUGGGCUCGUGAACGUUAUUUGUCAAGCAUGCCUCACAACAUGAGGGAGCAGCACCUACCUCACAACCAAUCAGGUUGUGGAGGUGAAGAAUGGCUUUGUUUACAGUCAGAAAGAGUGGGCCACUGAAAAAUGUUAAAAUAUUGACUACACAGACAUAAGAGAACACAGCGAUAUUGUUAUAUUCCCAAAUGUCAUCAAUAACUAACAGCUAAUGACUGAUAUUAAAAGCUUUUUUUGUAUAUAUACACCACAAAAAAAGAUGCUUCUUUAACAGAUUCCUGCCUACCCCACCUUUAAGUCCAGUCAAAGUUCACCCAAGCUUCAAAAAGACUGUUUUUGGUUGCUUUUGCACACUUUAAAAAAAACAGCUUCUUCAUGUUUUUCUAUCAGGGAAACCACAGCCUCUGGUGUUCCACAUCCCUCAGGAGUUUUUUAACGCUCUGCAGCAUCGUUUGUCUUUAGGCUCCAAGAAGAAGAGAUUGCCCAACCUCACAACAGGUUAAAAAAAACAUCAUUUACGAGUGAAUUUGAACAGUGUCUUUAAACUGCCGUGGAUUCCUCACACAUUUAUGGUAGAAGUUCCCUGAAUAACACUCUCUGUUUCUCCCUUUCUGUCUUUCUUUGUUUACUUUUAGCGUUUGUGAGAAAUGAUGAACUUCCUCUUGGGUCUCUCUCCAAGUACACCUGGCACAUCACCAACAUCAUGCAGGUCAAACGCAUCUUUGACACCCCAGAGGUAAACAUCCUGUCUAAAGAUAAACAAAUCAGAAAGGCUGCAGAAGAGAUUCAAAAAGCUACUUCCACCAUUUUCAUAACAUCUUCCCGUCUCUCCACCAGCUGCCUCUGGAGCUCUUUCAGAGUUUUGUGAAAAAUGCAGAUGGUUCUUAUUCACACUUUCACUGCCCCGAGCCUCCACCAGAACCAGAUUUACCAGAGGGAUGCAAGACUGAACGGCCGCAGGCGAUUCGACCGCUGGAGCUGCGCACCUUCCUCAAAGUCGGUGAGUGUUACCACCUGAAUAACACAGAAAAGUCAGUCUUUUCGACUGCAUUAUCAAAAACCUGAUCCGUCUCUGUAGGACCGGGCUCUACAGAUCAGAAGGAGAGCGGUCCGUUUGUGAUUGAGUGGAUCCCAAAUGUUCUGCCUCGCUGUCAGAUGGGAGAGCUCAGGAUCAGCUUUGAGUUUGGACACCAGCAGAGCGGUCAAACGGAUCACUGCGAGAAAACAGGUGCAGCGGAGAAAGGAGCUCAUAUCAAGUCUGAGCCGAACCAGACCCCCAAACACAAGAAGACAGUCGAAAUCAUUCAGGUAGUUGUCUGAUGGCCUGUGAUCACUUGAACCUGAUACUCUGGAGAAGAUGGUCAUGAAUUAGUCACAGUAUCUUACUCAACCAUAUAUCCACAUUAUAAUAUGCAAUAAUAUCGUAUUGAUCCGAAGCAAUUUAAAACAGUACAGACUCCAUUUUUGUUCUAAAUGCUUAAUAUUUAGAGUGCUAAGCAAAAAAGAGGUGUUGCUGUUCUAUCAGAUUUUUAUUUUUAACAUAUUAUUUAACAUUUUUACUCGAGACGGAUUUCACAAAUGUGAAAAAAAAACAAAAACAAUCAAUUCAAACUAAGUUGGAUAUUUUAAAUUAGUUUGAUUCCACUUUGUUACAGCCUGUCAAAGGUAAGAGUUGAGCUCUAUCAGCAAAAAUCAUGAAAGAGGUGACACACUACCUGCAAACUUUCCACACAGUGUGAAAAAUCUGCUUUUUGUGUUAAAACUGGAUCAUACUUGUCCUGUAAGCAUGAAGCAAAUAAAAAACACUGAUAAUGGAAAAAAAAGCUGUUUAUCAAAAAUUAAAAUUCCUCCCACAAAAAAGGAGUUAAAAUCUUUCUUUUUUCAGUACGAAGUUUAUAACCUCUCACAUGUAUUAACAGGAAAAAUCACAGUCAGAAAAGUAUAACCUUAGCGAAUACAAAGUAAAGACACAUGACACAACAAUUUAAAAACUAAAGAAAGACGAUUGAAAAUAACAGAAGUGUUUUACAUUUACUUGACAAAACAAAAAUCCACUUUAUUUUUCUGAAUAAAUGAAAUGAUGGUUUUAUAAAUAAAAAAAAAGUUUGUCUGAAUUAAUGAGAUUAAGUUAUGAAUUCAGAAAAACUGGACUUUUUUUUUUUUACCCAAAUAUUUUUUUCAACAAUCUUGAGACAAUUAUGUUGUCUAAUUAGCAAAAUAGAGAAAUUUUCUUCAUCCAUAAAAUGUACUCACGAUUAGACUAGCAUCUCUUUAAUUUAGAGAAAUGUAUUUUUUUUUCUCUCAAGUGAAUAUAACACACUUCUGUAGAAAAUAAAUAGAAAUCAAAAAAGAAUAAACUAAUUACGACAGAUUUUAUUUUACUUCUGAGAACAAAAAAGCGGCUCUUUUGUCGCAGAUUACUGGACUAAUAUCGGGGAAGUUGAAGAAGCAAACCAGUCCUUCUGUGGGCAUUGUGGCUGUACUUGAAUUUCCCUCUGGGGAUCAAUAAAGUUCUUAUUUCUUA